Messenger RNA from Parnassius apollo (apollo), 846 nucleotides. The record is from the annotation of a GenBank genome assembly. Lineage: Eukaryota; Metazoa; Arthropoda; Insecta; Lepidoptera; Papilionidae.
AUGAGAUAUAAUUUAAGAGAACAUGUAAAGACUAUGAAGUCUGAUAAAGCGAAAAGUGAAAAUAACGAUAUGUCAAGCCAAAGAUGGCCGAAAGGUAAACAUUGGUUACAGAGUAGGCAGUUACUUGAAAGUAUUCCGCUAUCAAAAGUAGUAGACUCUAAGGCAAAGAAAUUUUAUAUGUUCACUGAAAAUGAACCCGAAAAAGGCAUACCACCAAAAUAUUUAAAAAGGGACUUAACGACAUCAAGUAGCGAAGACGGUAUUAAUGUUGAAUCACUUUACGUAUAUCAAACGGAGACUAAAAUUGAUAGUUCAAAUUACUCGGUUGAAGCCAUGAUUGAAAAUUUAAUAGAAAGUAGUUUUGAAGGGUUGACUAAUCUGGUAAAUUUGGAGACAAAUAAUACUUUAAAUAAUUCAGUUGAUGAAAAUUCGUCACUCUUUUUAUACCCAGUAAGAAAUGAGUCGUUAGAAAAUUCGAACAAUACAGAAAAAAUAUAUUAUAAUGAAACUAUUCCUAAUUUCCUUUAUAAAAAAAUCGAUAGAAAAACCCUUGAUCUAAAUGGAAAUGGUAAUGAUACAAAUAUCACACAAAGUAGCCAAAGAGAAUUUUUAGAAAUAAUUACCAAAAUGUCAAAUAAAAUAGAAAAGCAGAACAAUAACUCGAUCGAUAUCAUCAAUCGAAUUGCGGGUAAUAAUUUAAGAAAAAAUAUUCCGUAUCCAGCUAAUUUUCAACAAGAUAUGAAAAUUGAUAAUAUUACUACUUUUAGUAAUGAAGCAAAAACAAAAGAAGUAUCAAAAAUAAAGAGGGAUAUUACUAUAAUUGAAUUAUCUUUUUUCAUCCUAUGA